UUUCCGGUUCCUGCUCCUUCAGCCAGCCGGUUAUCCAAACAGCGAUGGCGGAGAAAGGAGCCGAAGGAUCCGGGAAAGCUGCUCUGACAGCGGCGGAGAAGCAGCUGCUGCGCCGCCGGCAGGAGCUCGAUCAGUGGCGGAGAAACGCAGCGAGGCUCCGCGGCAGGAACCUGCUGACCGGCCUGAGCAUCGGAGCCUUCGUCCUCUGCAUGUUCAGUUACACCAUCCUGUCCGUCAAACAGGAGCGGAUCCUGGAGGAGCUGGACGAUGAAGCAAAGAUCCACAUCAUCAGAGGGCCACGCACCGGGGCCAACUCCUGACCACGAACGUCCCGGACGCGCUGUCCCCCGAGACCUCGCCACGGGGCGGGGCGGCAUCUGCAGACUGUACGGUGACAUCACAGCUGUGACACACGAGCUGCCGCUGCAUCCGGACAGAACUUUUGUUUGCACUUUUUCUGCUUGGAAAUAAAUUAAAAAUGGUGUUAAAAUUUUA
Messenger RNA from Plectropomus leopardus (leopard coralgrouper), 495 nucleotides. RefSeq names its product cytochrome C oxidase assembly factor 3b (gene coa3b). Lineage: Eukaryota; Metazoa; Chordata; Actinopteri; Perciformes; Serranidae. The record is from RefSeq and is a predicted model, not a curated record. Gene Ontology annotation, cellular component: mitochondrial inner membrane. Gene Ontology annotation, biological process: mitochondrial respiratory chain complex IV assembly.